AACACAGCUGUUUACGAUUUGCAUCAGGGGAUUUGCGGGAGGAUCUGCGUGGCUGCGCGUGUGUGAUUGAAUAAACGCGUUGUUGUGGAUAAAGUCAUUCAAAGCCCCUUACAAAGCCUUUUCUUUUUUUGUUUUUGCUGGUGUAACGAAAUGAUGGUGUUUUGAGUGUUAUGAUAUGUUGUAACCGAUUUAUUGAAUGGCUGGAGUCCAAAAAGUUUCCAUCUUUGGAUAAUAUAAAAGUGAAAUAUCCUUCAAGCAAGCUUCAACAUUAUUCAGUACUAUCUGAUUUUGGUUCCACUACUUUGAGGGCCGUGAUCCCGGCCAUUACAAGGCCUUACUGAAGAAGCACAUUCAAGAUGGUGCUAGCAGACUUGGGAAGAAAAAUUACCACAGCGCUGCGCUCCCUCGGGAAUGCAACUGUUAUCAAUGAGGAGGUGCUCAACUCUAUGCUGAAGGAUGUCUGCACGGCCCUCCUAGAGAGCGAUGUCAACAUCCGCCUGGUCAAGAAACUCCGCGAAAAUGUCCGCUCAGUCAUCGACUUUGAGGACAUGGGGUCGGGCCUCAACAAGCGGAGGAUGAUCCAGACGGCCGUCUUCAAGGAACUGAUCAAGCUGGUGGACCCUGGCGUCAAACCGUUCACGCCCGUCAAGGGCAAGCCGAACGUCAUCAUGUUCGUCGGUCUGCAAGGUUCCGGCAAGACCACCACCUGCACCAAGAUGGCCUACCACUACAUGAAGAAGGGCUGGCGCACGUGUCUGGUGUGCGCCGAUACGUUCCGAGCUGGCGCCUACGAUCAGCUGAAACAGAACGCCACCAAGGCGCGGAUCCCCUUCUACGGCAGUUACACCGAGGUCGACCCGGUGGUAAUUGCUCAGUACGGUGUGGACAAGUUUAAGGCGGACAACUUCGAGAUCAUCAUCGUGGACACGUCCGGUCGGCACAAGCAGGAGGACUCCCUCUUCGAGGAGAUGUUGCAAGUCUCCAACGCCGUGAGUCCGGACAACGUGGUGUUUGUGAUGGACGCCGCCAUCGGUCAGGCUUGCGAGCCGCAGGCGCGCGCCUUCAAGGAGAAGGUGGACGUCGGCUCAGUCAUCAUCACAAAGCUGGACGGCCACGCCAAGGGAGGAGGCGCCCUCUCCGCCGUGGCGGCGACCAACUCCCCGAUCAUCUUCAUCGGUACGGGCGAGCACAUCGACGACCUGGAGCCGUUCCGCACCAAACCGUUCAUCUCCAAACUGCUCGGCAUGGGCGACAUCGAGGGCCUGAUCGAGACCGUCCAGGACCUGGGACUCGAGGACAACGAGGAGCUCAUCAAGAAGCUGAAACACGGAGAGUUCACACUGCGAGACAUGUACGAGCAGUUUCAGAACAUCAUGAAGAUGGGGCCCUUCUCGCAGAUCAUGGGUAUGAUUCCCGGUUUCGGCCAGGACUUCCUCUCCAAGGGCGGCGAACAGGAGUCGACGGCUCGCCUGAAGCGACUCAUGACGCUCAUGGACAGUAUGAGCGACGGAGAGCUGGACAGCCAGCUGGGCGCCAAGCUGUUCACCAAGCAGCCGUCUCGCAUAACGCGCGUGGCGAACGGUGCCGGUGUCUCGGAGCGCGAGGUGCGGGACCUCCUCAACCAGCACACCAAGUUCGCGCAGGUCGUCAAAAAGAUGGGAGGCAUCAAGGGACUCUUCAAGGGAGGCGACAUGUCUCGCAACGUCAACCCCAACCAGAUGGCCAAGCUGAACCAGCAGAUGGCGCGCAUGAUGGACCCGCGCGUGCUGCAGCAGAUGGGCGGCGUCAACGGCAUCCAGAACAUGAUGCGCCAGCUGCAGCAGGGCCAGGGCACGCUCAGUCAAUUUGUCGGCAAACAGUGAGCGCGGCCGGCGCGACGCUCCAUUCCAGGACGAGCAUGGCGACGGACGGACGGAGGGCGGCGAUCAGAGGUGCUGCUGCGCGGUCGGCCGCGAGGUCUCGCUCGGGGACUGCGGUCGACAGGCGGUGUUCUCGGCGGCUGGUCGAUCUGUGCGGGUGGGAGGGGAGGGGAGAGGAGUCGCCAGGCGGUGCGCCGCGCUGACGAGCGGCCCGGGGCCGAGUUUUACCUGCGGUACGGGGUACAGUGGCGUGAACGCUUGGUAUUGGGUGCUGCCGACAGCGGUCUUGUUACUGUGGAUGUGAAGCUCUUUAUAUACAAAAUUGGUGUUGACGGUAUUUAAAUAUUGUAAAUACAUGUGUCCAUAUAA
Messenger RNA from Amphibalanus amphitrite, 2228 nucleotides. Its product is annotated as signal recognition particle 54 kDa protein-like. Gene Ontology annotation, molecular function: 7S RNA binding; ATP hydrolysis activity; endoplasmic reticulum signal sequence receptor activity. Gene Ontology annotation, biological process: SRP-dependent cotranslational protein targeting to membrane, translocation; SRP-dependent cotranslational protein targeting to membrane. The transcript is spliced from 9 exons. Gene Ontology annotation, cellular component: cytosol; signal recognition particle, endoplasmic reticulum targeting. The coding region runs from base 357 to 1862 and encodes 501 amino acids. Lineage: Eukaryota; Metazoa; Arthropoda; Thecostraca; Balanomorpha; Balanidae. The record is from RefSeq and is a predicted model, not a curated record.